GGCAGGAUGGGGAAGCAGAACAGCAAACUGGCCCCUGAAGUCAUGGAGGACCUGGUGAAGAGCACGGAGUUCAACGAGCACGAGCUCAAGCAGUGGUACAAGGGCUUCCUCAAGGACUGUCCGAGCGGGAGGCUGAACCUCGAGGAGUUCCAGCAGCUCUACGUGAAGUUCUUCCCUUAUGGUGAUGCGUCCAAGUUUGCCCAGCACGCCUUCCGAACCUUCGACAAGAAUGGAGAUGGCACCAUCGACUUCCGAGAGUUCAUCUGUGCCCUGUCCAUCACCUCGAGGGGCAGCUUCGAGCAGAAGCUGAAUUGGGCCUUCAACAUGUACGACCUGGAUGGUGACGGCAAGAUCACCCGAGUGGAGAUGCUGGAGAUCAUUGAGGCUAUCUACAAAAUGGUGGGCACUGUGAUCAUGAUGAAGAUGAAUGAGGAUGGUCUCACGCCGGAGCAGCGAGUAGACAAGAUUUUCAGCAAGAUGGAUAAGAACAAAGAUGACCAGAUCACACUGGAUGAAUUCAAAGAAGCUGCAAAGAGCGACCCUUCCAUUGUUUUACUUCUGCAGUGCGACAUCCAAAAAUAAGGUGAUGUCAGAGCUAUGGACCGCACAAGUCUCAAUGUCCCAUUCAGUCUGCAGCCACACACACACACACAAAUA
Molecule: messenger RNA, 657 nt
Organism: Ochotona princeps (American pika)
Lineage: Eukaryota; Metazoa; Chordata; Mammalia; Lagomorpha; Ochotonidae
Gene: VSNL1
Product: visinin like 1
Exons: 3
Coding region: 7-582 (191 amino acids)
Molecular function (GO): calcium ion binding
Source: RefSeq, a predicted model, not a curated record